Molecule: messenger RNA, 24714 nt
Organism: Xyrichtys novacula (pearly razorfish)
Lineage: Eukaryota; Metazoa; Chordata; Actinopteri; Labriformes; Labridae
Source: the annotation of a GenBank genome assembly
GGGGUCUUGAAGGCAGCAUGAGUUUGGUGUAGCCCCUCCUCGCUUGGAUGCAGUCUGUCUGUCUUCGGCAGUUGAGGAGUGAAGGAGAGACAGACAGAGGGGCGCUGUGACAGUAAGAGUAGAAGAGCAACAGCAGGGAUUUUCGAGCUAAAGCAGAAGUCACCGGGAUAUAUCAGUCAGGAGAGAUGGUCUUCGCGGGUCUGCCGAAGAAAAAAAACAAAGAUUUAUUAUCUCGAUCGGUCGUGAAUCUCAGUGUGAUAGAAGAUGGUAAUUACACUGAUUCCCCUCCUGUUCAGGUGAGUGCUGUGAACGGGAAAUCAGAGGAGACUUGUCAACAGUGAACGUUAAUGUCCGUUAUUGGACAUGGGUUGGCUAACCGCGGUUAUUGAAGUAGUUGUGAUUUGUCCUGUUGUUGUUGUUAACAAAGUCAGUCCGAUAAAGCCUGUUAAUGAUUUGUGUUGAAUAAAUGUGAUCACAGCAGUAGGAAAACAAUCCUCCCUCGCCUCCACCUCGGACGUGCCUGUGUUUGGUUAGUCUCUUUUAACAUCUCUGUAACUUGAUCAGCAUGUCCGUUAAUGCAACAGCGCCUCUAACGUUAGUUAACGUCUGUUCGUCAGUGAAGUUACGCGUUAUGUUUAUUAGCAGAAACAAAUGUGUUUUCUUUAAAUCAGAUAUGAAAAGGAAAGACAUAAAUUCUUAAAUGCUGGACAUCGCAUCGAUAUGUUAAAAUAAACCUGAAACAGGACAAUUUGUGAAUAUAGUUCCCGAAUCAGGGUUGGGAGAUAGAGCUGUUAACCGUUAAACUCAGCAUAUUGUAAAGUAGUUUAUUCAGCCUCAGCUGGGAUCUGUUUAGAGCAGUUUCCAGUCACUCCUAAAUCACUGAUGUCAAUGUUCAGUGCUUUCACUAGCAGAGCAGGAUCUGGAUUUUCUUGGGGUGGUAUGAAACUAAUUCAUCAUUGAAUUCCAUUCAUUUACCCUUUACCAACUUUAAAAAGUAAAUUAUUAGAGCUAAGCUCAUUUGAGUGAUUACUGACUCAGAUUAAAAAAAAGUUGUGUCUCACAAGUAGGGCUGGGCGAUAUGGGAAAAAAUUAUCACAAUACAUUUUUCUUCAUAUCUGUCGGUAUCUAACAGGCUGAAUCUCCUGUUAUAACAGAUGGGACAUUAUUCAAAACUGGAAAAUUAAAUGUCCUCUUAAAAAAGGCUCUGUGAUUUUGUAAAGUUCUUGUUAUACACUCUCAUGUGCAAGUCUUUGUUUUUUCAGUGAGGUUUAGUUUGAAUGAGUUCUUUGUGGUUAAAAUGUAUGUCUGUUUGGAGAGAUUAAUGGUAGUUACAAUAAUAUAGAACUUAGGCUCAAAAAUGAAGUAUUGUAGUUUGAUUCUAAAAAUCAAACACAGUAGUCAUUGAACCUUCCUGGGGAUCAACACAAGGAUCUGUUCUUGUGUGGACUGUACCCAACCUAAGUGUUGUCUUCUUCAGUGAGUUAAAUGCAUGCCUAGGACAGCAAAAAGGAUGGGGAGACAGUUGUGCAGCUUUGGCCCUUCCAGUGUCAUCUGUCAGCUUCCAUCGAGGCAGUGUUUUUGCUUCAUAUUUACAUAAUAAGAGGAGAUGGGGGGACGGUCUCAGUAUAAAGCUUACAGUCAAUUAGGUGCUACCUGGGGUGGCUGCUAAAAUUUCAAGUGGAGCCCUUGGCUACUCCUGGCUACCCUCUCAAACCACCUGAUCACAAGUCUUUUUAUCAACCUUGUAAUUCAAGUGUUCAUACCUCUGGGUUUCUGUUUAUUUUUGUGUUUCUUUCUGGUAAUGUCUACAUGAUAUUUUGUCAUUUAAGAAAGCAUGGGGUAAAAUGUGCUUCUCUCACCAACAGCUGGAUUAAGAGCCAUUUUUGAGGUCUACUACUUAAUCAACAUAGAGCAUCUUUGGUUGAAAAAGUGGUAUGGCCCCAGCUCUAACAAAAGUCCUUAAAGAUGGCCAUGGGAUCCACUUGUCCUCACCGCCUGCCUCGGUCAAAAUGGACUCAGAUGGGCUAGCCAUGCCCAGUACAGAUCCGAAUGUUCAGCUGAUUUCCACAGAUGAUGAGGACCUCCAGAAGAUGUGGCUAAACCUUUCUUUGAUCCCCUCUCUGGACUUCUGCCUCCCCAUGAGCCCUUUGGACAUCCCGGCAACCCCUGCACUAACCCCGUGUCUGCAGGUUUCUCCCAGCCAGGGUGAGAAUUUGCACUUCCCCAGCUCUGCCCACCUCCUCAGCCUCCUCUCAUCCAACAAAGGCCUGAAAGAUUCUCAGCAGGUGGCCUCUAUGUUUCCAGGUGUACCAGACAUGUUUUUAGUCCCUGGUCCUGAAUACAAUAGCCAAGAGGCUUCUCUGCUGCAGGGAUGCAGUGCAGUGCCAGAUGGUGGUGAUGUGCAUUAUUCCUCUAUUACCCUUCCUCAUUCAUAUUCCUUUGGAGAGAAAAAGCACACUGUUAUUUCUACACCCCAGCCUUUAUUGACUCAGGAGAAAGAGGCUGAAGUUGGUUGUUGUCUCCCAUCCUCAGAGCAGCCUUGCAGGAUCAGGGUGAGCUCUGACCAGGUAGUACCCAGAACUGUGUUGGGUGAAGCUGUGAAGAAGCAGCUCUGCAGGCAGACAGGGCUCUGCAGCCGAGCUAAGAGACUGCAAACAAGGCUGCAUGCCCUGCUUGGAGAGCAUGCUCUACUACACUGCAACCAGCAGCUUGAGGGGCUGAAGCAGUACUGCCAACUCGGAGCUGAGUCUUUUGAAAGCGUGAACUCCAUACAUUCUGGCACUCUACCUCCACAAGUAGAUUUAAAAUCACAGUUCUCUUGGCAAGAAUCGUGUACGGCUUCGUUAUCCUUUGAAGAGCUCAGAGAGUUCAGCCACUGCAGCCAGGCAGUGCUAAGAGACCUUCAGGAGGCUUUGGACUCAGAGGCUACAGCCAGCAGCAGCUCUGAUGAGGAAGAAGAGGAGGAGGAUAUACAACACUUCAAAAGCAGGACUUUAUUUGUGUGAGUAUACUGUAUGCAGAAUAAGGUUUUGCAGCUGCAUGUAAAAAUAUUCUCAAACAAACAUUUAUCUGCCCAAAAACCUAGUUUCAGUCACACAUUAUUGUUAGUGUAAAGGAUGUCCUGAAACUGGAAAUUUUGAAUUCUAACUGCCAAACUACUGUAAAAGUAAGAAAAGAACUCAGGAAAAAGUCAGAAUUGUGUGUAAUUUAUUAAGUGGGCAAAGUAAAGGAUCCGUCAGAUUGUUCUGCAGUGUUGAAAACUAGAACCACCAGCCUGUGGUCUUUCUGCAUAUGGUUAAUCCACAUGCCUGAGCUUGUGGCACACUGCAAGCUGUGUCUGGAAUUUACUGGUCACAGCUUGCACACAACUUCUUUAUCUUUAUAUUCUGAAUCAAAAUACUGCGAAAUGGCACAGUGCUACCAAAUGACACCAGUCAUCUGUUCUUACUUACAUCCGGAUAGUAGACAAUCGGAGCAUCAUGGUCGGAACUAUUACCCAGGGCUUCGGCGCUGCACUAAUACUUAAACACAAAUGGGCAUUAUUUCAGGACUUAAAUUAUGUCUUUAAGUGACAGCUGAUAUGAACUGGUUCAUGACCAUAUCCAGUCUCUGGUUCUUAAGUUGUGUCAGCAUUAGCCAUUCUUGUAUAUUUUCAAGCGCCACAGUGUUGAUUAUCACAUUUGCAAGAAACAAUAACAAUCUUCAAACCAGGCCUAUCACUGAUGAGGAGAUAAGGCGGAUCAUAUUUCCUCACAGUGUCUGUGAUAACCAGUAAGUGUUGGAGAAACCACUAUGAGACAAUUUCCUGACUUCACUGAAGUCGAGCUGCAAAAUGGUUUGUUGGGCUGUUCUUGGAUUUGCUCAUGAAAACUCAGCUGGAAUUCAUUGUGGAGCCAUUGGCCCUAAUUCAAGUGAGUGAGGAGCAAACAGAGGUUGACUUUACUCUUUAGGCAACCUCUGAAAGAAGAAACACAGUUGGAGUUAAUUUAAAAAGGAACAUAUAAAGUUAUUUCACCUGAAGAAGUUUGUGAUAGACAUGUUAAAGAUGACACAAGAAAUCUGUGACCACUCUCAGCCUGACAGAGUCCAUUUUGGAAAGUCAGCCCUCUCACUGCAUGAGUCCUCUGUGCCUCUAAAAACUUGAACACUUAUUUUAUUUGGCCCUCAGCAGUGUUUACAGUGUGCUUCUCAAAACUGCAAGUGUUGUCCUCCCAGCUGUGGAGAGUGUGAUGACAUUUUUUCCCAUGCACACAUACACACCUACUCUCUCUCUCUUUCCGUACUGCAGUCAUAACACAUUCAGUAGACUCGCCAGCUCCCUACCCUCAAGCUAGGAAAUAAACACAGACAUGCCAGCCAUUCUGUGCCACCGUGCUCCUCCUCUUUCUAGUGAAAAUAAUGUGUGUGUGUGUGUGUGUGUGUGUGUGUGAGUGUGAGAAUGGGUGGUGCUGCUAUACUUGUAUCAUGGCUCUCACAGAGUCAUAUUUCCCAAGGGUGACAAAAAAGAUGCUUACAGGCCACUAAGCAGGAUGAACUUGUGUUACACUCUAAAGAUGUGAAAAUCUGAACAGUGUACAUCCAUGUUUUUGUCAAUAGGGGAAAAAUGUUUAACUAUUGUUCAGUCUUGACAUUUAAAAUCACAUCUGAACAGAUUUCACUGCCUGUGUGACUCACUCUGUCACCUCCUCAUGGUACAUUAGCAGUGGUGCUGAUAACAUUAAUCUUGAACUUCACCUUUUUGGGGCUUUUCAUAAUCUUCAUUUAGACCAGUAUUUUAGUGUAUCAUCAUCUGGUUGACAUUAAACAGAUUAUCACAGAAUUUCUGUAUUGUGUGAUUGUUGUUCUUGGCAAUGAAGCAGGUACCGUGUUGUGAGUUCACCCUGAGAUUUCAAACCCUGAUCUUUGUUUUGGUCAUACCAGUCAGUAUGAAAACUGGAAACACCCUGGUAUGGAAUAUCAAGUUUGUUGGUUAUUGGUAAAAAAUCUAAUUAUGUCAAACACCUGAGAACAACAACUAGAACUACAUCUCUCAGCAGAUGAUGAAUUAAAGAUAAAAAAUAGAGAUUAUUUGGGCAUGUUUUGCACCAAAUACAUGAGGAAAAAAAAAAGAUUUUUCAUGAGGUUUUCUGCCUAACAGUAAUGAAUUUAAGGAAUGAGAGAGACAGAAACACUGGAUACCCCAAAACGGCUUUGAGCCAGAACAGAUCUACAGACCUUGAUAUCUGCCUCAGGUGAUUUGCUCAUCAGAAUUAGGUGGGAAGGAAUCGAGGAUACAAGGAUUUUCUUUGCUUGGAAAAAGAGUUUAAGAUUAUAUACCCAACCACCGUUGGGAAUAUUUCUGAGCCUGCAGUCUAGUUUUUGGUUUGAGAGCAAUCCUUUUCAAAUUUUAGAUGCGGGAAACUACAUUUCCCGAAGAACCCCCUAAGAAAGAUGAACCUGCUCUACCCUCCACUGCAUAGAAUAUGAAAUCCAAAAUGCAACAGAACAGUAUUUUUAAAAAAUCAUUACCAAAAUAUAUUCUUACUUUUGUCAUGAGAAUCCUCAUGGCUCAGAUUUUCCCUGAGCCAUGGAUUUUAUUGUGCUUUCCUUUUAGUGUGUGGACGUGUUUGUGCAAUGUUAGACCAGCCUGGUGUUACCAGGUUAAUGAUCUUCUUUCUCAGCAAUGUGCUGGCGUCAUAGUUUUGGAUGUAAGUCAUGCGUUCUUAAAGUGCAGCAUGAUCUCUCCUCAGUGGAUGUGGUUCUGUAAAGCUCCCUUUUGUCCUCUUUGGUUUCUAAAUCAGUGCUAUAAACAGGAAGCAUUUACAGCAUGUUUAUCAGCACUGAGAGGUGAAUGAGAGAGGGUGUUUUAUAGGUGUGUGUGUGUGUGUGUGGGCGUGCGCGCUCUUCUUUGUACUUGGCCAGCUUCAGUCAUCUUGGAAGUGUCAGCUUGUCUUUUGUAUGAGUCCGCUGAACAAUGCUCUGCACUUUGUCAGUAAACCUCUCCUGCAGAGUUUUUGUGGCAUGUUCCUCCUUGAGGAGGAUGUCUACUUGUUGGAGAAGAAACAAGUCCCGACUGUGCUUAAGAAAAUGUGGAAACAGUUGGCCUUUAAACCUUCAACAGUGUCAUAGUUUAGCUUGAGUUCAAAACCAUGUGUCCACUCUGCUCCUUUUCUGCUGUGGCAGCAGUGCCUCACUCCUCCAGCUGUUACUCAUUUUUUGGUUUUCACUAUGUUUGUAAUGUUAAAUUAAAUGAAUGUUUUUGGAGGAAGGCUCCAUGCUGGAAAGUUUAAGCUAAAGGCACACCCAAAAGCUCCAGUGCCUGCAAGAGCCAAGAAAUACCGCUCUAAUGCAGGAAUUCUUAAACUUUGAAUUGCUAGCUGAGGCUGGCCUUUCAUUCAGUAAGGCUUAGACUGAGGAAACCCAGCAACUCUUUUUUAAAUUAGAGCUUGUGGGGCUGCUGGAACCACCAAAUCAUUUGAUUGUUUUCUCAGAGAAAUAUAUGCAGUAAGUUGUUAGUGAACUUUCACUCUAACAGAUACAAAGUAACAAUUCCUCUUCCAUGUGGUGCUCCUGACUCGCCCACCACUCAGCAAAUAUUCCAGGAAUUUUCUCAUUAUACAGUUGGAAAGAGCUGCAGGGCACCCAGGUCUAGUCAUUGUCUCUGGAGGAAAGAGGGUGCCUGCUCCUCAACAAACACACAUAGGUCCAGGUUUGAGUAAAUCUCGGCCAUUAUCCAAUCAUAGGCUUCGUUUGCUAAAGAAAAAAAGUCCCCUGCCCUUGACCACAAACUGCCUGUAAUUGAUAUUAAGCAAGUGCUUUGGCAUAACCCUGGUAUAUUAAAAUAAGCACAUCAGAAAACCAAAGGGUGUUUUCAAAUAUUCUGCUGACUGACCAGAGUGUUUGAAGUGGGGGAGUCCCUCUCUGUCUUAGCCAAGGUCCAAAAGCACCUCCAUAGCAACUAUAACCCUGAUGAGGCCGGCCAACCAUACACAAACAGUCACACACACACACACGCACGCACACAUGCACAAACAGAAGAUAAUUGCCCACUGAACAGGCUAGUGCUAUGGAAACAUAGUAUAGAUACACACAACACAAAUCAACUGUGUUUUAUUCUUUGGCCCAGAUCAGCUUUGUGCUUCAGCAUUUCCCCUCCCCAUUCUGUCAGGAUGCUAAACAAUUUACACCCUACAUGGUAACACGACUGUCUAAAAUAGGUCAUAUGUUCUUAGUGCGUCAGUGUGAAGAUGUAAAUUGAACAUUUCUCACCACAUUUGCACAUGGUUGAUUUUUGGCCAUGUUGAAUUUAAUGAUCAAGUUAAAUAAGGCUGAUUUGUAUUUUUUUAAAUUCUAAAUAAUUUUCAGUGCACUUCUUGUGAAAUAUACAACAGUAUGCUACAAUACUGCUACUCGGGUCUUACUGUUCUCUGUCAUCCAUCACCUUGUCCCCCUGCCUGCAGCAGCAGCAGCAGCAGCAGCAGCUGUGAGAGGCAUUGGCUGGAGGAGAGAGCAGAGCUUGGCAGUAGAUGGAGCUGGUUGCAGGUGCGUCUAACAGAGUUGGAGGGGAGAAUUCAACAACUGGUGGGGCUCCACAAGCACAUCCGCACUUUAAAGGUAAGACCAAAGCCCUCUGUGACCAGAUCGAUAUCAUUCUGUGGGCAAAAUGGACCAACAAAAAACCUCAGAGAGUAUCUGUCAGGGACUUUCAGUCUGAUCAUGUUACACAACCAACUUGUGUAAAGAGGAAAUAUAAGGUCAGCUAAUCCUAAAACAUUACAUUUUUCAGUCCUUGGAAAAAAAGUGCAACGAUAUUAGAUUUUUACAUAGACUGAAUUGAUGUUUUUGCUGUUGAACUGCAUUAAAAAGGAAACUUGUUUUCAUUAUAUGUAGUGCUCACAUUCAAGAUUUCUCCCAAAAACUGGCACUUCCUCAGAUCCUGCCUACCCCACCUUUAAAUUUUUUUAAAAUAACAAUAUGUCAUCAUUUUACUGUAUCCAAUUGCAUCCCCUUGAUCAGCUGCAGUUGUCACAUUUCAAAUAUACAUUGAGCAAUGUAGCCACUCAUUAUGGGCUGUUAUUACUAAAUUAAGUUUUAUCAAGACUAAUUUGAAUUUUUCAGUGUAUAAGUGUGCAAUAAACUGAACCGUUCAAUUUCAGAGCCCUGUUGUAUUUGCUGCAUACUGAACCGUGUGACGUUGCACGUAUAUUUAAAUGAUGAAUCCUUGAUAAACCUAAAUUCAUAGUGAGGGUUCAAAAACUGAUGUUUUAUAAAGUUACCCUAGCCUGUGCAUGUGCUUUUGUGUUUCCAGGGUGGAGUGGUGCUUGCAGAGUCCCAGCCCAUGACUGAGGGACAGAUUCAGCACACCCUGCUGAGAAAAAUGGUGGGGUUAUCCGGCACUGCCUCAGAUGCUGACACUGAACCCUGCAGCCCUGCACGCCUUCUGCAUAACAUAAAGAGACAGGUAGGAACAGCACAAACACACACAUAAAUCUGGACUGUUUGAAAAAUGUGACGUCAAUGGGAAUAAUUAUCUGCAAAUUAUUAGUCUAUGUCAGGAGAAAAAAAAAAACAUUUAGAGCUGUUAACUUACCAUUCUGGUGUGAUAGAAAGCACAGGAGAAUUCAUAUCUGCAAUGUUAUAUUCUCGUACUUUUAGUCUUAUUAUUUAAGGUAUGCAUUAGGGGUGGGAGAAAAAAUCGAUACAGCAUAGUAUUGUAAUAUUUUGUCUGGUGAUAUAUCAUAUCGUCUCAUUUACUAAGUAUAAUUUUUUUCAAAUUAAUUGUAAAUAUGGAGUCAAAUCUAUGAUAGUGGAAAAAUAAAAUUAACUGUUUGUCCAAUGAGGUCGGCAGAGGUGAUUUCAAAGAGCAGGAGAAAGUUAGUAAAACAAACAUGGCAGCACCUAGGGAAAGACAUUAGGACACAAAUGAGGUGGACCUGACACAUAAGGUUUGCAAGAUGUGCUACAUGAAAACAAAAUACUGUUUAAAUAAGACAAACAUAAAGGAAAGACAAAUGCUAAACAGUUGAAAAAUUGUAUAAAUUGCAAUAUAUGGUAUUACAAUACUUACUGUGUCGCAAAAUGUUAAAAAUCCAAUAAUAACGUAUUGUGGAGGCAGAGCUAAAGUAUAGCUUAACCUGUUAAUUUAAAACCGUAUAGACUAGACCUGAUUCUUUAAGAAUGGGUCACAUGGCAUUGCAGAUUAUUUGCCUCCAUAUAAUUCUCUGCACUCUGACUCGAGAUGUAAUUCACAAAGUAAAUAGUGCGAAUGGCAUUAAAUCACAAAACUCCCAACAAACUUCCACAGCUCCAUGGAGUUUGUUCCAAUUUAACGUUUAAUUAUGACUGAAAAAAGCUGCAAGCAACUCCCUGCUGAACAAAGCUGUGCUGUGUGCGUUCAGGCUGGAGUAAAUGAUGAGCUGAACGGAGAGGGAAGGUUCUUACCUGUUUAUUAUAAGUGUCAGUGGAUGUGACACAGUUUUCACAGUUUAUGUCCAGCAUCUAAAAAAAGCAGCUCAUUCAGAUCAAAUAAAGUAAUAAUCAAAAAAUGCUUUUUUGGCUGCACUUAGCCUUGUCCACAUGCUUUGUGAAUGCCAUGAUGUCUUUUUGCUUUAUUUGCACAGGUUUACUGCUGCAGCCUUUUUGUGACUCAGGUCCACUGUGUUGAAAAAAGUCUUGUCUCAUAUACUGGACCUGGCUUUAAAAGAAUAAUAUCAGAGAUUCCUAAACACCUAAUUAGCGGAAAGACUCCUUAUCUUUUUAUCUACAAAUGAGUACGAAACGGACCUGCUCCUGCUUGCUCUUAAACACAGUAUUGUGUUUUCCUGUAAUGCACUCAUCAUCACAGGAAGAUAUUGAGUGCUUUGAAGGUGUUAUACCACCUCAGUCUGUAUAUGUAUCCAGAUUUCCACUCUAGGUUUAUACACAGACAAAAAUAGAUUUAGAUGUGUGCUGUCAAAAAUCAGAACACUUCACUCGAGGCUUACUCUGGAAGCAUGAAUAACGGAAGACUUAACAUAUGUACAGUACCAGAGGUUAUGUAGGUGAGAGGAUCCUAGAGGAAUUCCUACUCACCGCUACUUUAUCGAACAGAUUUUAUUUCAGCAUACUCGCUGGUUGGGUGCAGUUUAAUGUACGUAGGAUCUGUUCAUUUCAGAGUGCUCAGCUCAGCCGGAUUGUCAACAGUCUGAUGCCUCCUCUCAGCUUUUCGCCGCUAUCAAAACAACCACAAAGCUGGAGAGGCAAGGAGAGGUUCACAAGGUAGAGAACACACAAACACACACACCCACCCACACUAAUGAAAUACUGCAACUGUACAAGCAUACGGCACUGCAAGACUUUGAAAAAUCACUCUAACCAUCAUUAGAUUUUCUAACACUCCAAUCAAACACUUUCAACUUCAGGGUCAGUCACUGUCACAGACUGAUGUGGGGGCUGGUUGCAUAUCCUGGUUGGUCCCCACCAUCUGGCCUGACUUAAAUCAUCCCUUCAUAAUAUCUUUCCUUCCUGCUGCCUUUUAAACUCCCUGGCUGUGAAGAUUAAGCUGAGUGAUUGGAAAGAAACUACUCUAUUUGCUCAUGCACACAACAGUGGUUUACACAUGGGUAUUGUUUGUGCCUGGUUGAUAUUCCUGAACAAGAUCAAAGUCAAGCGGCACCUUGAAAACUUGUUUGUUGCAUGUUUGAUCCUAGCAUGAAUCAGAUCCUUAACAUUUCCAUGACCCCACAUGCUUUGGUCUUUGCAGUGGUCAGGAUGGAGAUGUUUUCAUAUCUGGGAGCUUUAAGAGACGGAGGUUAGGGAUUAGGAGGCUCUACAAAGCUGAUUCUUCAUGUGUAUGUGCUCGAACCCGACCCCUGGUCACUUACCACAAGCCAAGACUGUUCUCUUUCAACACCCUCAGCUCCAAAAGUUCACAGGUAGGCCUCCUGCAUUUAAAACACAACGUCACAUUCUUCCAGAAGUGUUUCUCCAAAUCAAUUUUUCCCUCAUGUCUUUGUAAAUGGGAUUAUUUUCUCUUUCAUUCAUACUACAUUUAGUCAUAGUAAUAACCCCUCACUGUGAGCUUUUUCUUAUCCAAAUCCAGCCUCUGAAACAAGUCAAUUGCCCCUCAUACACUAUGGCUAGAAGUGUUUAUUCAUGAUGCUUGCCUUUGUCACUGUGUGAGUGCAUGCAGAUAAUGGAUACCUAUCUAAAUCGCACCCCCCCACUCAUAAUCAGAGGAUAUGAUGGUAGAUGGCACCCGCACUAGGCCUAAUUAAACCAUUGCUUUAUGCAGUCAUGGUUUGCAUUUUGAUUUUACAAUUAAGAGAAAAAGAAAAUGAGUCUUUCAUUGUGUCUAUUCACUUAUGUGAUUGGAGUUGUCCACACAGUAAAACCAAAUGUAGCUUCAAAGUAGUUGCUCUUGGCCAGACUUCAGAGGUGAAAAGUCUUAUAACUAAAACAGUCUUUCAGAUGAAACAAGAGUUAAUUUUUCUAAAGCCAAACACCUGCUUUUAAUCAAACUACAAUAUCUCUUUGGAUUUUGUUAAACAAACAAGUGUGUGCAGUUGUUUUAAAGCUCUAGUUUUAGUUUAGCCAGUGCUAAACAAGCAAGCAGAAUCAGGGGGCUGGGGUAGUGGUACCUUUCAAGAGGUUGUCAUUACCCUGAAAGCCUCAUGUGGCUCCAGAUUCAACAGAUGCAUCAAACUCCACAGUGCAAAAGAGCCACCUUUAUGUCGCAACAGUUAUUGGAAACUAAACAAGACUGAAAGGAGAGUAGACUUAUGUGAGGGUGCCAGAAUAAAAGCCUACUUCUUACAGUCCAUCAUCAACACAUUUCUAAAGCCUUAUAAAUGCAUCUACAAGGCUUUCCUUGUGAGUGAUGAUCAGCAUUCACAAUAGCUUAUAGCAAUGUUUAUGAAGUGUUAUAGGCAGUAGUUAUAAUGUUUUAUAAAGGUAUGUUUUAGGAUGUAUGACAACUUAAUGCAAAAGAAAAAAUAUCAAGUAACAAUAAAACCUUGUUAAGUGUUUUUGUCUGACUCUUUACUUACAGCCACAUAAUACUGCUUAUAAGUUUUUAUCAAUCUGUUAUAGGAUCAUAUAAUUGGUAAUAACUUCAGUAUCAUUAUCAUAGGCUGUAUAUAGAAUGGAUGCCAUCUGCCUCCUCGCUGGGUGAAGACACCACAAGAACAGCACCCUCUGGUGACGGGCUGCAGUAUAGGUCAUAAACCCCGCCUCCUCCAGCAAUCCUUUUGGAGCUGUGGACAAACUUUAGAAAUCUGUAACACAGAAUAUACAUUUUUCUACCCCCUGGUUGCGAUGUUGACAUGUAGUUACAGUAAGACUGGUUUGUGCCAGUCUUACUGGUUUUUGGGAGGUUUCUAUGAUUGAUACUUGGCACAGCCUAUGGGUGUACAAAGAUUGCGUAGCUCACCCGAGUAUACGCUGUUUGAGCUUCUACUUCUUGUUGCUCUGUGUCUAAUGGAUUUGCACAUAAUCUACUAUAUCCCUACCUGCUAGCUGUAAACUUUUAUAUGUUGAUCAUUUGUCAGUGUUUCGUAGAAAUGGGGAGAUGAUACCAGAGCUGUAAAUAGGGCUGCCACAAACGAUUAAUCUGACAAUCGGCAUGACUACAAUUAUUUUUGCGAUUAAUCAAUUAAUCGGAUCGUAUAUUUUUAAUUUUUGCCCUAGCAUUUCUAAUCUAAACAGGACCAACCUGGUUAAAUAAAGGUUAAAAAAAAUACAUAUAUAUUUCGCAGACUAUCGCACCAGCAUGCAGCUGCUGUUUUAUUACCAUUAAAAAAACCUCCAUCUAAUAAUGUUUGAGAGUAUGUGCUUACUUUUAAUUUUAGUAGCAACUAAUUAGCCAACUAGCUUGCCGAGGUGACAGUGCUUCUCUGCCAUUCACUUUGUCAGCCAAAGCGACAUGUUUUCUUUUUAAGUGCUAGUGCAUGGUAGUUGUGCUGUUGUGAUAAGCAAGCUCUAAAGCUACGGUCCUGCUCACCUAUACUCAUUUUUGAAUCAAGUUUUUAUUGAGAGAGACCCUCACUGUUAUCUCAGUUUUGUUGGGAUGGCGAUAAAAGGACUCUGAAUUAAUGCAGUAGAGUUUAAAUAAGAACUUCCAUCAUACCAGGUGGGGCAGGGGACCUAAUUUCUCGAUCUCUAAACCCUUUUCCUGCUUAUAAACAAAAAAAUAAGAAGCCAAUGGACAAAAGACUUAUUCAUUAUGUACUGUAAAACAAAGAAAGACUCAGGUAUUUUUGGAUGUUGACAUGCGAUUAACUCAAGAACACAGAGUGCUGCUCUACCAUAAAGUGGGAUUGUAGUUGCUACAUUAAGAAGCAGUAUUGUGAUACUGCCAGAUAAUAAAGAAAUCACUUGAACAGUUUAAUUACCUGAAUCUGUGAGCUUAAAUAGAGCAGCUCUUUUAAAGCCGAAUGACUCACCCCUCUAACACAAAGAGACAGCCAAGUUCAUGCUUUGAAUUGAAGUCACUCUUUUUCACUGUUCAGUAUAAUGCCUUGGCUUUAUUUUUCUACCUUAUAGAACUCCGGGGCAUCCAUGUCUACCAUCUCCUCCUCUCUCUCAUCAUCCUCCUGUUCGUGUUGUUCCUCCUGUAAUCCCGUUGUUGUAUGCUCCAAUCCUGACUGCAGCUCCAGCAGGCUUCAGCUCUCUUGGACCCCUUCAUCCUCAUCAUUUGGUAGGAGAAACACUGAGAUAUAACAUAGUUUGUUAUAACAGCAGUUAGGGCUGCACGAUUAAUUGAUUUCAAAUCAUAAUCGGAUUAUUUAAUAAUGACGAUGUUAGAAUAAUUUAAAUCGUCAAAUCGAUUUUCCACUCUGUAUCAUGUCUCAUGCCUCCAGGCCACUGUAGACUCCCCCUUCCUGUGGGAGUGCUCCCCAGUUCCCUUACACACUAGUGUAAACAAACAUGGCGUUUGCAAAAGAAGGCAAUACUUUCCUGGCUAAAUAAGGCAAGAGCAAGUCAGUAUUGUGAAAUUGGUGCGGCUUUGCAGUUUCGAAUGAAGAGCGAACCACUCCCCGCUGUAAGUCCGUCUGAAGGCGGUAUCAACCUGUCCGCAUGGAAACAGGAGUAAACGCAAAAGAAUUUUGUCGUAUCAGUGUUUAAUCCACAGGGGCCAGUGUUUUAUGGCGCCUGUGUGUGUCCGGCCAAAACAACCUUUAUACGAAUUCUCUGUACUCUUCUUCUGUCUUUUAUGCAUUUCCUGGACAGUGUUACAGCACCACUUACUGGCUUGGCUUAUGCACUACAUCGUUUUUACUGGUUUCGUUCAUAGACUGUAAAUAUAGAAUGGACAGAGUGUGCCUCCUCGCUGGGUGAAGCCACUCCGAGAACAGCACCCUCUGUUGAUGGGCUGAAGUAUAGGUCAUAAAUCCCGCCUCCGCCAGCAAAGCUUAUGGAGCUGUGGACAAACUUUAGAAAUUUAUUACACAGAACAUAAAUUUUUCUCCCCCCUGCUUGUGAUGUUGACAUGUAGUUAUUGUAAGACUGGUUUGUGCUCAAGUCCUCUUUUUUCUGUGAAGCUCCGUUUUUAAAAGUUAUUAGGGGGUUCAUGUUUUCUAUGAUUGACACCUGAUACAGCCUAUGGGCGUUCAAGGAUUGCGUAGCUCACCCGUGGGGAUACGCAUUUUGAGCCGAGCGUCAUCACAGUGACUCUUGGCGACUCUCCCGCCGAAUGCGCACAUCGCUACUGCGCAGCGCUGGUUUCAGGAAAUGAAGAAAAAUCCUGGAAAUACAGAGAGCUUUUUGGCUUCAAAUCCGUAUACAGGCGGUAGGCGAAACCAAGUUGUCCAUAGUAUAUACAGUCUAUGGUUUCGUUUUGAGAGAUGAUAGAAAAACUUUUUAUUUUUAAACUGAAGUUUGGUGAAGUUGUCAUGUCUCCCUAAGGAGAAAAUUUGUCUUGGACAUACGGGUAGGCAGCAUACAUAUAAUAUAGUACACACAGUACACAGCAAUACAGCACAGGACAACAGAAGCAAUAACAAUAUAAUAAAGUGCACAGUGACGCGAAAAAGCUCAAGUAAACCUCUAGAUCACCCUCCAAUAUAAUAAAUAGUAACAACCCCCACUGCAUUCCUAGUGCACCAGGAAACACAUUAAACUAGGAAAGCACUCGGAGAGUGCAGACCUCUGCCAAGCAGCUCAUGUCCCCCCUUAUAUUGUGAUUCACACCAAAACUUUUACUGUUACAUGUCUUUUAUUAACUUUUAUUUGUGUUUAAACUGGUUUGUUCACUGUUCAUAAUGUUCCUAAAACAACAAAGCUCAUAUUAGAUACAUAAAUGCAUGAUUGAUUAUGCAAUAUUUGUAAGCGUACACUUCCUUGUAUCUUCACUGGUUAUCUUUCAGCAUUGAAAAUUCCAAUGACAUCCCUAUUUUUGUGUGUUCUGGAUUACAGUAUCUGGAAUUUUGUCUGGAUCAGGAUCAACCUUUGACACCUCAUAAAACUCAUUGAGAUCCUUUUGUGUAACUUUUUACUAAAGACUCUGGGCCAUUUUUAUAGAGUUAAAUGCAAAAAUUCCAAAAUUUGCCCUAUCUCACAAUGAUAAAGUAUCGUUCAAAAAAUUCCUGGAUCCAGAAGGCGAUCGGAUCACCACCAAAAUGUAAUGGGAUCCUCCUGGGGCUGAGACACACCUCUGGUGAAAAUUUCAGGUCAAUCCGUCUGUAACUUUCUCCGUAAAGUUGCUAACAGACAAACAAACAAACAAACCAACGCUACCAAAAACAUAACCUCCUUGGUGCAGGUAAUUACAUUAUCCCUACCUCAAAACCUUCUACCCUGUCUGUCCUCUGCAAGCAGCCCAUUAAGUAGAGUGAUCGACAGAGGGACGAAGGAAUAUUUAUAUCUAUUGAAGUUACACCUGUCGGCCUCAUACCUCCUUCCCGAUGGCAAUAAUCUAUAAUCUCCAUUUAGCACAUGGGAGGGGUCAUAGACAAUUUUCUUAGCCUGCUCAACAGUAGACUGCUCAAAAAUUACCUGGGGGGUUAUGGGAGGUGUUGACAUACCCAUAACCUUACCUGCCAUUUUGACAAGUCUAAAUAUUUCUGAUUUAUGUUUCACAGACAGAUUUCCAAACCAACUGAUGAUACCAUACCUUACAAUUGAUUCUAUACUGGCUCUAUAAAAGAUCAGCAUUAUGUUCCUACAUACACCGAAGAGUCUAAGCCUCCAGAGAAAGUGAAGGCGCUGGUGUACCUUUGCACAUAUAUUUGUCACAUAAAGACACGAUACGCUUUUGUAAGGCUUUGCUAACUACUAGUGUGUUGUUUUACAUCCAAAUGCUACAAGUAACUCCUAGCAUACAGAAUAUCACACAGGGUCUGUGUGAGGCUCCCAACAGGGCAGUAGAUGGAAAUGAAAUCAUGGCUGUUUCACCAACAUCAAUAUCUAUCCACGUAUUCAGUAUGGUACUAUUAAAUGAACAGUCACAGCUACUAUGUUCAUGUAUGAUCUUUAGCAAUAAAUGAUAGGUUGACUAGGCUAUAUAAACCUUAAAAUCUCAGACUGAAAGUCUCUCCUGUUUGUGUUAAAAACAGAAGUGAGCUAACUACUGAGCAAUGCAGAAGGUUUGAAAAGCAGAGAGAGUAAAUGAGAAGACACAAAGGAGGCAGAUUAUAGAUUGAUGAAGAUGUCACUCAGCCAGCACCCUAUUGAUUCCCUGUCAGCUUGGAUGAUAUUCACAAAAGAAGCAUAAGAAGACAGUCAGUCAGAUAAAUGUGGCCUGAAGGGAAUGACUUGGCACAUGGUAACCUCUUAUCAUAGUUCAUAAACACCAAACUGAAGAAAUUACAUUUAAAAAAAACAGUGAAAGCAAGAAUGAGUUGAAAAUGUGGGGAAUGAGAAGAAGAAUACUGAGAUAUCCUGAAAUAUGAAAAAAAAAAAAAAAGAUUUAGGUUGUUGAAGUGCUAUUUUCGACAACACCCCUCAAACUUACCCAUGAUCUUUCAGACACUCAUCUAUUCCACCCCUUGAAGGGAACUCAAGGCAGAGAAGAAUGGAUCCUUCAGCCUUUGGUCAUUAAUGCCCAAGCCUUUAGUCCAACACUCAGCAAACGACGCAGCUCUACACCCCUGCACAACAGUAAGAUCUUACCUGUAUUUAUAAUAGUUUUCUCCCUGCACUGUUCUUUUCUUGGCAGCUCUCCUUCUUCUGCCUCUUCAGUCUACUCUCUUUAGCUCCACUGUCCUUUGAUUUGUAGCACACCUUACUGAGCCUUUAUGUGUAGGUGCUACUUUUGAGCAACUCCAAAGGAAACCAUGUUACCUGCUGUGUUGACAUCACAGUGAACUGAUGCAAGAGGCGCCAUGAAGCUAGAAGUGUUUUAUGAAAGGCUGCAUAUGCUUUCUUGUCGUUGCCGUUCAUAGAACAGAAGGGAACUACUCCGACUUAAGAUCCACACCUCUGUUGUUGAAGCUGGAAUGAAGUCUUGUCUUUGGAGUCAAUGGUGAUGUUGUGUCAAUGCAGAGAUGACACAUUUUUCUGCAGGUUAACAGUGGGAACUUUGUACAAAUCACUGUACUUAAGCAAUGAGUCUUUGCUGCCAACCUGACUUGUUAACUAGUUACCCCACUCAGCUUCACAGAUAAGAAGUGGUUCUCAAUUUGACUGAUCUCAAAGUAACUGAGCUGGAGAUGGGCAAACAAACACCCGCAUAACCCAAGUCAGUGCCUGUCUUGGUACACAGGUCCUGCUACAGAAUGAAGAUUACAUCUGCAUUGAUUGACUAGCAUUGAUAACACUUUUAAAUCAAUGAUUGGUUGUAGAAUUUUCCUGGAAACGAAUAAAAACUGAGUGAUGUGAUGUUUUAGACUGCCAAUUUUCUGUACUUUAAAAUACAGAAGUGAGGUAAAAUGACAGAUGUGGAGAGUUGAAGUAGAGGUAGAGUGAUUUACAGAGGAAUGAAAGCCAAAAGAGGGGCAGACUGAAAAUUAAUGAAGGUGCCAUUCACCCAAACACUCUGUUGAUUUCCUGUCACCUUGAAUGAUCACCUUAAAUAACAGCCUGGCAAACAACAGCAAACCCCCACCAUGGCCCACUGUAGCUGGAAAAGAUUGAGAUUGUUCACCAGCCAAAGAAGGUAGAAGAAAAGGCAGGAAAUGGACUCAGUCAAUGAUGACAGUGAUUGAAAGGCAGCUGUUGAAUCUGUUUCUUCAGAAUAAGAAUAGAGAGCACAGUCACCACAGCCAAAGAGUGCUGGAGACAAGUGUGAGUAUACAAGAGUUCAUCUUUGACUCUUAUUGAUUGAAAAAAUAUACUGAGAAGAGUGCACAUAAGGCAUAGGGCUAAAAAACGUCAGAGUACCUUAAAAUAAGAGUUUUUGCUCCAGGGAAGCUCAAGGAAAAUAAUAUAUUCACUCUUGACUGAUAACUUAUCUACUGUACACUCUUGGUUUAAUAAAAGCAUUUGUUGUUAGCUAAGCAAGGAAGAGAAAGCAGAGAGCCUCACACCUAACGAAAGAACAGAGCGAAUGUCUCAGGAUUAGCUUUUGUUCACUUGAAGCUAAGCAUUAAAUCCCUGAGGAAAUAAAAGGUGUUUGGAAAUGAAAGAAAAAUCCUCAGGCUGUCUGUGUGUGUGUGUGUGUGUGUGUGUGUGUGUGUGUGUGUGUGUGUGUGUGUGUGUGUGUGUGUGUGUGUGUGUGUGUGUGUGUGUCAUUGUAGGUCACAAAAACAAGCAGCAUGCAAGGCGUCACAACAGCAGAGUUAUGGGCCUAUCACCAAUCAGGAUGGCAGGCGCGACUGCCAGUCAACACAGGAGGACCAAUCAGAGGAAAAGAAGGAAAAGAUGCUUUCAGAGCCUGAUGGAUGGUGUGUGUAUGAAAUCAGUGUCCAUCAAAUCUAAAAUUCAGAUCUGACAGAUUGCACCCAUAUUUGGAUCUACUUCACAGUGGUGUUUUUCUUUGUAGUUGUUAUUUGUUUAUUACAUAAUAAGGGUUAAAGGGAUAUUACGGCAUGAAUUUAAGUCAGGGUCAACAACACUGUAACACCGAGAUAGACACCCCCUUGAGAGAUAAAUGUUGCUGACUGCUUGCUUCUCUAGUUAUGCCAACUUUAGUAACGACUGCAUGAUAGCAAUACACUGUAGUCUGAGGAGCCAUACACAAACCUCAACCAAACAGCCACUCUAUAGCCACAAAUAUUGCUCAGAACAGCACCUAAUUUCAUCAACAGUACAUAUAGGGUUCCAGCCAUAGUACUAGCCACCAAACAUCUUUUUAACUUUGCCUGAUUUCUUUAGCAAAGAGACCAAACACAUACUCACAUACUCUCUUCCAGCAGCCUCUUGUUUGUAGCGAGACCUCGACCAGUCCAUUCUCUGUAUUGCUCUGUAUUGCUAGCUGCGGUCGUUACUAAAGAUGGUAUAACAAGAGAAGCAAGCGGUCAGCAACAUUAAUCUCUCGAAGGAGUAUCUAACUUGGUGUUAUGGUGUGUUUGACCUUAAAUUGAUUUUUCGUCGGAAUAUCCCUUUAAGUUAAAAGCUGUCAACACUAAGUUAAACAUAUCUAACAGAAUACAGGAUCAUCAUUUCAGAGAGUUUGUUUUACAUGUUUGUGUUACAUAGAUGAGGAGGAUGUCCCAGACCAGCUCUGUGACCCUGAGGACAGCUCCGAUGACAUUCAGGAGGACGGCUACACACAGGCUUUACACAAGCAGCUCUCAAGGGUAACACACACAUACACACUUUUGUUUAUAUAUACAGUGGAUAUAAAAAGUCUACACACCCCUGUUCAACUGCCAGCUUUUUGUCAUGUAAAAAAAUUAAAUCAAGAUAAAUAAUUUCCCAAAUUCUUCCACCUAUAACCUGUACAACACAAUUGAAAAACAAACAACUGAGAUCAUGUGGUUGCAUAAGUGUGCACACCCUUUAAUAACUGGGGAUGUGGCUGUGUUCAGAUUUAACCACUUACAUUCAAACUCAGGUUAAAUUGGAGUCAGCACACACCUGCCACCAAUUAAAGUGCCUCUGAUCAACCCCAAAUAAAGUUCAGCUGUUCUAGAAGCCUUUUCUGACAUUUUUGUAGCCACAUCUUCCAGCACAAGCCAUGGUCAGCAGAGAGCUUCCAAAGCAUCAGAGGGAUCUUAUUAUUCAAAGAUAUCAGUCAGGUGAGGGCUACAAAAGAAUUUCCAAGGAAUUAAAUAUACCAUGGAACACAGUAAAGACUGUCAUCAUCAAGUGGAGAAAAUAUGGCACAAUGAUGACAUUACCAAGAACAGGACGUCCAUCCAAAAUUGAUGAUAAGACAAGAAGAAAACUUGUCAGGGAGGCUACCAAGAGGCCGACAGCAACACUGAAGGAACUGCAGGAAUUUCUGGCAAGUACUGGCUGUGUAGUACAUGUGACAACAAUCUCCCGCUGUCCUCAUAUGUCUGGGCUAUGGGGUAGGGUGGCAAGACAGAAGCCUUAUCUUACAAAGGAAAACAUCAAAGCCUGGCUUAAUUUUGCAAAAAGACAUCUGAAAUCUCCCAAACACAUGUUGGAAAAUGUGUUAUGGUCUGAUGAAACCAAAGUUGAACUUUUUGGGCAUCACUGCAAAAGGUAUAUUUGGUGCAAAAUCAACACUGCUCAUCACCAAAGGAACACCAUACCUACAGUGAAGCAUGGUCGUGGCAGCAUCAUGCUUCGGGGCUGUUUUUCUUCAGCUGGAGCUGGUCCCUUAGUCAGGGUGGAGGGAAUUAUGAACAGUUCCAAAUACCAGUCAGUCUCGGCACAAAACCUUCGGCCUCCUGCUAGAAAGCUGAAAAUAAAGAGGAACUUCAUCUUUCAGCACAACAAUGACUCAAAGCACACAUCUAAAUCAACAAAAAAAUGGCUUCACUGGAAUAAGAUUGAGACUGGAAUGGUCCAGCCAGAGCAAAGACCUGAAUCCCAUAGAACAUUUGUGGGGUGAUCUGAAGAGGGCUGUGCACAGGAGAUGCCCUCGCAAUCUGUCAGAUUAAGAGUGGUUUUGCAAAGAAGAGUGGGCAAAUAUUGCCACAUCAAGUCGUGCCACGCUAAUAGACUCUAACCCAAAAAGACCGCGUGCUGUAAUAAAAGCCAAAGGUGCUGCAAAAAAGUAUUAGUUUAAGGGUGUGCAUAUUUAUGCAACCAGGUUAUUUUAACUUUUUUAUUUUUUAUUUUUCCCCUUAAAGAUUUCAGUUUGUCUUUCAAUUGCAUUGUACAGGUUAUAGGUCACAUUAAAGGUGGAAAAAGUUGUGAAAAUAUUUAUCUUACUGUCAUUUUCCUGCAUCACGAAAACCUGGCAGUUGAACAGGGGCGUGUAGACUUUUUAUAUCCACUGUAAAUAUCUAUCUAUCUAUCUAUCUAUCUAUCUAUCUAUCUGUCUGUCUGUCUGUCUGUCUGUCUGUCUGUCUGUCUGUCUGUCUGUCUGUCUGUCUGUCUGUCUGUCUGUCUGUCUGUCUGCGUGCGUGCGUGCGUGUGUGUGUUCUAGCAAGAGUUCUGGCCUUCAUGUCACCUUUUACCUCAACAACUUGAUAAUGAAGCACAACUCAGAAUGUGGUGAAAAUAUCACAUUGCUCUUGGCUGUGUGUGUUUUUUUAGGCCUGUGUUCGUAAACGCCAGGGAGAGAGUGUGUACAACAUCAACAACAUUGUCAUCCCCAUGUCAGUAGCUAAAGUGGAAAAGCUGCAGUACAAAGACAUCCUCACACCAAGGUAGGAAACAACACAGCCUCUGAAGGAGAUGACCAGGAUUCCUGAGGACCUGGCUGAGCAUGUUGGUCUAUGACAGGGUUCCUUGAAAAUUAGUGGUCACUCUCAGACACGUACAAUUUUCCAUCCUUAGCCUUGAACAAAUGCAUCCUAAUGUACUGAUCACAUCUCUAUUUAAAGAAGUCUAGACUCUGGUUUCAGGUGCUCAGGAAGUCUGUCUUGUUUCACAGUUGGCGAGUGGUUAACAACUCAUCUCUGAUAAAAAGGGAGGAAGAAAAGGAAACAAGCGUUGAGGAGGUGCAGGUUUGGGGUGUAUCCUCUCUUUAAAAAUGAGCUGUAUAAUGUAGGAAAAAAGAAAUGCCUUUUCAUUUAUGGGUGUAUAUUUCAGGAAGAGGAUCUCACCGAUGAAGUGUUUGUUCGGAGGCAUUUGGCUUUAGAGCAGAGGGAGAAAAAGCGGUGGUCAUCCUGGGGGAAGAGGAAAUGCUUUCGACGUUAUAACAGGUGGAAAUACUAAUGCAAACAUGCUCACACGUGCAAUAAUCUAGUACUAUCUGAUCUGGAUCUGGAUCUGGAUCUCGGUGGCAUCAAAAUGUUGGGUGAUCUACAAAUCUACAAAGUGAUCUACAAAUGCGAGGAGGAUUUUCUGAUUUGGCAUUGUUCAUAAUUUUAAACGGAGACAACAAAACAACAUUUAACUCACCUGCUCUGCAGUCGUGGCAUUUGCUUCACUUCUGUGCAUGUCAGUACAGCCUGUGUGAAAGGAGAAUGUGGAGUAAUUUUCUUGCAUCAUGUGGUUUGUUUGUUUUCUCACUCUAGAUCUGGCAGCAGGCUGUCAAGCAGUGGGGGUGGGAUGUGCACAUCAGGAGAGGAGAGCUCUGUGGAGUGGAGUUGUGCUCAGCUGGAUGCUGACGAACAGCAAAGCCCAGAGGAGUGGCUGGUAAGAUCAAAAAGCACGUUGGUUGAAAUCCCAAACCCCUGAAACAAAAUCUGAUAGAGGGAGAGUAUGAUGCUUCAGCUGCAAAAGGAGGGAACUUACCCUGGGGGUUACACAGCAGUUUUCCUUUGGCUGUGAUGCAAUAAUGCAAUCAAAAAGCAGUGUUUCCCAGAGUCUUCAGUUUGUUUCGCCAAAUGUAAAAUGUUUUACACACCAAUAAAGAAACAAUCUUAAAGUUAAAAACAGUGAUACUAUUUUGUGCAAAACAUUGUACAAGGCUACAACUUCAGCUCCUUGUAGCAUUCGGGGUGUUCUUUUAAACAAUCAUGAGUCCAGCGUAGUGCUGAAUAUCCUUUAAUGCUAACUGCCUGUAUUUGCAUGGGAGUGAACUGAACUGUUGCUGAAAGGAUAUUUCCUGUAACUGUGCUGCUAUAUGGAGGCCCAAAACCGUGUGGCAGACUAAUCAACACUCUUUCCCAGGCAUGUUGUGUGAAGUAUAAGGCUUAAAUGUAUCCCUAAGAGCCCACAGAUACUUGUCUGCUCCAGCUAAUGAUGCUGUGAUUACAGGGCUCCAUGCCUCUCGGCUUUGAUUGGAGAAGGAUUGAGUUGCCUCUCAACCAGACUGCCCUAAUCAACCUUCUCCACACCACAAAUAUCUUCCACUUCACUGUUUAUAUCUCUCUUGCACUCUGGCAACAGACCCCGAUAAUAGGGCAGCUUUUGAUUUUUGUAAAACAGGAAUAAGUGUUAUGAACACUGAUGGUACUGCCUACAAAGUCUAAAAUUAAGAGUUUGGACAUUUAUUUCCAAGUUUUAUUCUUACAGCUUCCAUUUCUGAAACAGUUGAACACGUCACAUUUUGUUUUUCUAAGAGUUGAUACAUUUAGUAGAUGAUGUACUCUGAAAUGUGUCACCAUGUCAAAUGUAAAGGUUUCAGAUGUUCAGUUAAUUUAAAUGUCCUCUGUCCUCCAGCAGCCUCAGAUGCCUUGGGAGCCUCGAGUGUUCCCUUUGGGUGCUGGUGAGGAAGACGCACUGCUCCUUGGUAAUCUGGAAAAAGUCCCAUCAGGGUGGUCAGACUGUAGAGCUGUGUUUUCCACAUCAAAAAAUUUAAUCUCCCAACUCCCAUCAGCUCUGUCUUCAAGUGCUACACUGCCAUCCAGUGGACAACGCAAGAACUGCACGCUCAGUGGCAGCUGAGAACAAACUUUGCUUCAUUUUUAGCAGGUAAGCUGGAAACCUCCCUAAAUGUCCUGCUCAUUGGUAGACUCAUAUACUGCACUUGAAAAGCUGUUCCACUAGGUUGUAUUUUCCCUUUGUUUUUAGUUUUCAUUUCUUCAUUUAUUCAGCUGUUUUAAGAACACAGUCAACAUUUCUUUGACAAUGUAAGUCAGCAGAUCAGUGAUGAGGCAUUAUGAAAGAACAAUUCAUGCAUUUAUAGGAAUAUGUCUUCAUUUUAUACUGGAAUUAAUACAAUUUAAUGACCCCUGCACUUGAUCAUCUAUUAUAGAAGUCAAAUAUCAAAUAAUUUAUGUAUUGUUCAAUGGACGUCUGCUUUUAUCCUUAUAAAACAUACAUUUACUGAUUGACUGAUGGAGGGUACCUCCAGUCAGUCUUUGGGUGUCCUUGCAUGAGUCAGCAUGAAGGUAUGUUUUGAUAAAAAUAAUACAGUAGAUUUAAUACAUAACUUUUGUAACAUUUGUUUUCCACUCUAGAUCUGGAACCACGAGAAGACAAUGAGUCCUUCUGAACCUAUAUUUGAAUAUACUUCACUGACUCAUUAAUCAGAUGUUGUUUGCGUCACACUUGGACGCACAAAUAUGUAUUUUCUAAGUAUUGUGACUUGUCACCUCCUUUUCAGUGGCUACUGUAGCAUUUGCUACACUCCAAAGCUGUACAUUAACUAGAGGUACUGUAAGUCAACAACUAUAUACCGACACAACUCCACUGUAGUCUCAGGUUUGUACUGUUUUAAGUUAGCACAUGCACUAUUUAUUUUUAUUGUUGUCUUUAAAGGUCUUUAUAGAAACACAUGCACAUAUAUUUAUAUACCCUUUCUUGGUUGAUAUGACCUUGUUUUAAUAUCUUACGUGUCUGACGCUGUCGUCUUUGUAUGUAUUUUGGACAAAGAACUGUGUUUAUUAAAAGAUUUAUGGUAGUAAA